AUGAGAAGAGCUCUGAAGCUCGCAAUCGGCAUCGCGAGUUUUGUCGGUAUUUUUUCAGUCAUUUUCUUCCCAGCGUAUUUUGUUGGGCGAGAGAAAACAACAACAACCGUUUCGCCUCCUCUUACGACAACAACGAUUGAAACAACAACCGAGGAAAGCUCAGGCAUGAUGCCAGAAGAAUUGAACACUUUUGAGCGAAAUCAUGGAAGAGUACUGGGCGCAGAUUUCUGA
Molecule: messenger RNA, 231 nt
Organism: Oikopleura dioica
Lineage: Eukaryota; Metazoa; Chordata; Appendicularia; Copelata; Oikopleuridae
Source: the annotation of a GenBank genome assembly